CAGAUACAUUUGCGAACUGCUACGAACACAUUGAAAAUAUAAGGAUGAAGUCAUACCAAGUGAAUGGUAAUGAUGGAAAAAGAGAGACAAAUUCUAAACCAGAUAAUAUAGAAGAAGAAACAACCGAGAAAAAAGAGGCGAAAAUGAAGGAAGAGAAGGAAGAAAAACAAAAACAAGCAAGUCUAAGAUCAUUGUACCGAUAUGGGAAGGCAGUUGAUUAUUUAUUUGUUGGUAUAGCACUUAUCUGCAGUAUUGGAAGUGGUGUAUUGCAACCAGUAAUGUUUCUACUCUUUGGAGAGAUGACAAAUUCGUUCGUAGAAAAUGCUGGUCAAAAUACAACCGAAGAGACGAAACUAGCGCAGGAUAGACUAACAGAUGAUAUGAACAAGUUUACAAUUUAUUUCUGUGGAUUUGGCGCUGGAAGUUUCAUUUUAAAUUAUAUACGAUAUCUCUUCCUAUUAAAUAUAUCAUAUAAAAUCAGUAGUCGAAUGAGAAGUGCAUUGUUUACAAGUCUUCUUCAUAAGGAAAUAGAAUGGUUUGAUAAGAAUGAAAUUGGUACGCUAAAUUCAAGAUUAGUAGGUGAUAUUAAUAAAGUUGAAGAAGGGAUUGGAGACAAAGUCGGAACAAUAUUUGCUGGACUAUCAGGCUUUAUUGGAGGAUUCGUUAUUGCUUUUGUAAAAGGAUGGAAAUUAACAUUAGUUAUUCUGGCUACAACCCCGAUUAUAGCAAUACUGGGAGCAGCAGUAUCAAAGUUGUCAGCGAUUCUGGCACAAAAAGAAUUACAAGUCUACAGCAAAGCGGGUGCAGUUGCGGAACAAGCUAUUAGUAAUAUAAGGACCAUUUCCGCUUUCUCUGGACAGCAAAAAGAAGCGGCUCGAUAUGAUCAACAAUUAGGAAAGGCAAAAAAAUUUGGAAUAAAAAAAGGGCUUGCCACUGGAAUAUUUAUGGGCUCAUUCAACCUAGCCUUUUUUGGAAUGAUGGCUUUAGCUUUGUGGUACGGUGGAAAACUAUACAGAGACGAAGGCUUAAAAGUCGGAGAUACUGUUACUGUUUUCUUUUCGGUCCUUUUAGGAGCCUUCUUUUUGGGAUUAUUGGGUCCAGCACUUGAAGCUUUAGCAUCCGCUCGUGCUGCUGCAUACGCCCUAUAUCAAAUAAUAGACUCCAAAUCAACCAUAGAUAGCAAUUCUAAAAACGGAAAGAAGUCAAAGAUUCAAGGAAAUAUUGAAUUUCGUAAUGUCAAAUUUAGAUAUCCUACUCGUCAAGAAAUACCAGUUUUAAAUGGUGUCAGCUUUCAAGUUUCAACUGGAGACACCAUGGCACUAGUUGGCAGUAGCGGAUGUGGAAAAUCAACUUCUGUUCAACUUUUACAACGAUUUUAUGAUCCAGAAGAAGGAGAAAUACUUCUUGAUGGCGUCAAUAUCAAAGAUAUCAAUGUUGGUUGGUUGAGAGACCAUAUUGGAGUUGUUUCCCAAGAACCGAUACUCUUCGAUAAUACAAUUAAAGAAAAUAUUCGCCUUGGAAGAGAAGGAGUAACCGACGACGACAUAGAAAAAGCUGCGAGAAACGCAAAUGCUUACAACUUUAUUACGAAAUUACCUUAUGGUUUUAAUACGAAUGUUGGUGAGAGAGGAGCUCAACUCUCUGGAGGACAAAAACAAAGAAUAGCAAUCGCCAGAGCACUCGUUCGAAAUCCUGUUAUCCUCCUACUAGACGAAGCAACUUCCGCUUUAGACACUGAAAGCGAAUCAAUUGUUCAGGAUGCUCUGAAUAAAGCUUCGGCAGGUAGAACAACCAUUGUUAUUGCUCAUAGAUUAUCGACUAUAAGGAAUGCAAAUACUAUAUGUGCAUUUGAUAAGGGACACAUUGUUGAAAAAGGUAAUCAUGAUGAACUGAUGAAAAUCGAAGGAGGAAUCUACAACAAAUUGGUUACAGCUCAACAAUUCAAGGAUGAAGAAGAAAAGACAGACGAUGAUUUCAGAUCUGAUGAUAUUGACAUAGAAUAUCAAUUCAAGAGACAAAAAAGUAAUGGUAGUAAUAAUAGUAGGAGAGGAAAACACGGACUAACAUCCAUGACAAGUAUAAAAGAUGAUGAAGUAUUGGAUGACGAAGAAGGAGAUGUGGCACCUACUCCUUUCUUUCAAAUAUUAAAGUUAAAUGCUCCUGAAUGGUGUUGGAUAUUGGUAGGCGUUUUUGGAGCUCUUAUCACUGGAGGGGUGAAUCCUGUCUUUGCAGUAUUAUUUGGAGACGUAAUUAAAGCUUUUACGAAAGAGGACUCAGAGCAAAAGAAAGAAAUAGCUCUAUAUUGUGGGCUAUUCGCAGGAAUUGGAGUACUUGCUGCUUUAUCUAAGGUUGUGCAAGAUUGGGCAUUGGCAGUGUCUAGUGAAAAAUUAACUUUAAGAUUACGAAAAAAGACAUUUCGAAGUAUAAUAAAACAAGAUAUCUCCUAUUUUGACGAUCCUAAAAACUCAACAGGCGCCAUAACAACCAGGUUAUCAGCUGAUGCUUCAAGUGUUCAAGGAGCAGCUGGUGUUCGUCUAGGAACAUUUGUUCAAUCUUUUGGAGUUUUAGGAAUUGGUGUUAUUUUGGCCAUGUACUACAGCUGGAAGUUAACGCUUGCUAUAAUUGCAUUUGUACCCUUGCUUAUCCUUGGUGGAGCAAUGGAAAUGAUAAUCAUGUCUGGAAUGCAUGGAAAAUCGAGUAAAAAUCUCGAAGAAGCUUCGAAAAUUUCCACACAAUGUCUGUCAAACAUUCGAACUGUUGCUCAGUUGUGUAAAGAAAAACAUUUCGCACUUGCUUAUAAAAAAACCCUUCAGUCGGAACAAGCAUCCAAGAUGAAAAAAAUUCAUGUCAUUGCAUUUGGUUUUAGUAUCAGCCAAUCUGUGAUGUUUUUUGUAUUUGCUGCUACAUUUGCAUUUGGAACAUAUUUGAUUAAGAACGAUAACAUGUCAUUUGACGAGGUCUUCAAAGUAUUUGGUGCCAUCGCUUUUGGAGCUCAAUCAGUUGGAGAACUGGCUUCAUUUGCGCCAAAUUAUGGUAAAGCUCGUAUCGCGGCGACUCGUCUCUUUAGAAUUUUUGCACGACAACCACUCAUCGAUAGUUCCUCACCUGAUGGUAAAAAACCAUCCACAGUAUCUGGUGUAAUUGAGUUCAAGGAUGUCUUCUUCUCCUAUCCGACUAGACCCAACGCUACUGUUUUGAAAGGCUUGAACAUUAAAGUAGAACCUGGUCAAACUUUAGCUCUCGUUGGUAGCAGUGGAUGCGGAAAGAGUACAUCGGUUUCCCUCCUCGAACGAUUCUACAAUCCAUUUAAAGGCGUCAUAACACUUGACGGCGUUGAUUUAGAGAGUUUAAACAUUUCUUGGCUUCGACAACAAAUUGGUCUCGUCCAACAGGAGCCAAUUCUUUUUGAUUGUACAAUCAGAGAAAAUAUAGCGUAUGGUGAUAACUCUCGAGAAGUUCCUAUAGAAGAGGUUAUCGAGGCUGCUAAAAAGGCCAACAUUCACAAUUUCAUAUCAAGCCUACCUCAGGGAUACGACACUCCAGCUGGAGAUAAAGGAACACAACUAUCUGGUGGUCAAAAGCAGAGAAUUGCCAUAGCUAGAGCGUUGGUGAGAGAACCAAAGAUAAUACUCCUUGACGAAGCAACAUCAGCAUUGGAUACAGAAAGUGAGGCGAUCGUUCAAGAAGCUUUGGAUAAAGCAAGAGAAGGUCGCACGUGCAUAACUAUAGCACAUCGUCUAAGCACAAUAAGAAAUGCAGAUUGUAUAGUUGUUAUCUCGAAUGGAAAAGUCUCAGAAAUAGGAACACAUAGUGAGCUGAUGAAUGCUAAAGAAUUCUAUUAUACUCUCGUAAAGAAGCAAGAAGCUGCAAAAUAGCAUUGUAGGUUUUAGUGAAGUAAAAAUUGUAAAUAUAAAAUUCCACUGAAAAGAUGUCAACAGCCUUAUUUUAACUGAGAUAAUUUAAUAUGUAUAUCUAUUAUCACUUUUCAACACAACGUAAACACCACUGAAUGUUCUUUUAAAGUAUUGUUUAUGGAGAAUACAGUAUAUGCUUUUGAAAGAAUCAACAAA
This is a messenger RNA of Dimorphilus gyrociliatus, 4070 nucleotides long. Lineage: Eukaryota; Metazoa; Annelida; Polychaeta; Dinophilidae. The record is from the annotation of a GenBank genome assembly.